AUGAACGCGGAUCAAAGCCAGGGCUCGGGGGCUGUCGUGGAAUGCAGGGAUCGCUUGGCCGUGGAGGAGCAGGGAGCGCAGCUGGAUCUAGCAACUGCUGGCGCGGGAGGCGGCGCCAAGCGCGACGAUGAGUGCGGCACGGUCGAAGGGCAGGGCGAUGAUGAGAUUGCCGGCUCGAAAGACUGCCCUGUGGCGCCGCGAAGCAACGAUCGUGAUCCGCCCGGCGACGAGGUGCAGCGGAGCCUGGCUCGCCAGGAGCAGGCGGACGACGUCGGCGCAGAGCGCCGCGGCGAUGAAACGCCUGGAUCGGCGCAUGUUGCGCGCCAGCACGCGCCGAGCGCACCGUCGCAUGAGCACCGCGGCGACUCCGCGCACUUAUGCUCGUGGUCGUCGUCGCACGAUCAGUCCGCCGACGUGACUGUUUGGCAUAUCACCUGCUGCGCCGGCCCCUCUGAGCCCCACCACUCCGCUGCCGCUGCAUCUCCGCCGCCCGCGCCAUCUUUGCCUCGCGAAUCCGCGGAGCCGCUGCAGUCAAGCACCGGCGAAGAAUCCGCACAGGUGAGGCGCGCUCGCUCGGAUUCGCGCGGCUGGAUCCUACACGUGCACUUGGGAGGAUGA
This is a messenger RNA of Closterium sp. Yama58-4, 618 nucleotides long. Lineage: Eukaryota; Viridiplantae; Streptophyta; Zygnematophyceae; Desmidiales; Closteriaceae. The record is from the annotation of a GenBank genome assembly.